AUGAUCGACGAGGUCCGGACGCUGCUCGCGCGGACGGAGCUGAACCCGCGGGAGUGGCAGGGCUUCCAGAAGCACGAGAAGGCGCGCUACACGCGGAACAUCGUCGCCGUCGACGAGCGCUUCGUCGCGCUGCUCCUCUGCUGGGACGUCGGGCAGGUCAGCGCGAUCCACGACCACGCCGGCUCCGCGUGCUGGGUCAAGCUGCUGAGCGGGGCCCUCGAGGAGCAGCGCUACGAGCCGGAGUUCAGGGACGGCGCCUGGGAGAAGCUCGGCCCCGCGGACCGCGUCGCCUGCGGCGACGCGACCUACAUGGACAACUCGCUCGGGGUCCACUCGAUCGCGAACCCGGACGAGUCGCGAAUCGCGGUGAGCCUGCACGUCUACGCGCCGGCCUUCGAGGACUGCGCCAUCUUC
Messenger RNA from Aureococcus anophagefferens, 414 nucleotides. RefSeq lists its product as hypothetical. The record is from RefSeq and is a predicted model, not a curated record. The annotation marks the transcript as partial. NCBI's taxonomy places the organism in Eukaryota, Pelagophyceae, Pelagomonadales, Pelagomonadaceae. Gene Ontology annotation, biological process: L-cysteine catabolic process. The transcript has a single exon. Gene Ontology annotation, molecular function: cysteine dioxygenase activity; ferrous iron binding.